Messenger RNA from Penicillium angulare, 318 nucleotides. RefSeq lists its product as uncharacterized. The record is from RefSeq and is a predicted model, not a curated record. The transcript is spliced from 3 exons. The coding region runs from base 1 to 318 and encodes 105 amino acids. NCBI's taxonomy places the organism in Eukaryota, Fungi, Ascomycota, Eurotiomycetes, Eurotiales, Aspergillaceae.
AUGCGUCUCUCGCUCGCUGCAUUUCUGCUGGCAUUCACCUCUGUCUCUACUUGCAUGCACAUUACGUCACCCAAAGAGAACGAAUGCGUUGAUUUGACAAAACAAUUACUUGUUGAAUGGUCUGCUGACAGCUCCGAGGUAGUAGCCACUCCAUUCGUUUCAAUCCGGCUGGCCAACCAGAGGGGCGCAUGGCCGAACGUUAAUGAGCCCCUGGCCCUUGGAAAUGAUUUUGAGGUACCUACACGCCGAGGUUUCAUCGCAUUUCCCAGAAUGGGUGUUGAAAAUGCCGAGCACUUCGCAUCAAUCAACAACGGGUAA